Diprion similis is the source of this 1235-nucleotide messenger RNA. RefSeq lists its product as uncharacterized. The annotation marks the transcript as partial. Lineage: Eukaryota; Metazoa; Arthropoda; Insecta; Hymenoptera; Diprionidae. The record is from RefSeq and is a predicted model, not a curated record. The transcript has 2 exons.
AUAUUAUUUGUUGAACUAGUUAAAAUGUUGGUAUUUAAUGUGGCAUUGGUGUUGAUCUGCUUGACAUCUGUUGUAACCUCUCUAAUUGUAGUCAAUGAGAGUUCAAAAGCGAAACGAAAAUCACGUUCUGCAUUAGAAAAUCCUUUAGAGGGGUCUAAAAUUGCAACUACCACCCCUGCAACAUUGUCCUCAUCUGCUGGAUCUGCUGGUGGCAGUGAACACGAAAAUGUGGUGCGAAACGGUAUUUCCCAACCGAUCAUUGCCGUAAGUGACCCAGCAGCUUCCAAGGAGACAACUAUCGUAGCUGAAGGUGGUUCGUUUAUGACUAGCGAGACGCACCGAAUACCAUCUUUUGGAAAGAACACCCAAGGUAAAAAACCUGCAAAGUCGUCAAUAGUUCCACGAAAAGGAGUUUCAGAGGAUGAAAAAUUGUCUGGAAUAAAAGUUGAUAAUCGGGAAGAUUUGUCACGUCUUAAUAACUCUGAAAUGUUGAGCAAAAAUUUAUCACCUUCAGAAGGAUUUAGCUCAACAAGUACUUCGACAGAACUGCCUGUUAUAUCUAAGCUAACUACACCUGUGAUCGACAACAGUGAGCAUCCAAAAAGCAAAUUAAACCAUAACAAGUCAGAUUCGACCCAGUUGAAAAUAUCUAGUGAAAACAUAAACGUAUCGCAAGUAUCACACAGGGCUAAGCCAACCUUUACCAUUGGCGAGGGUAAGGAUGAUGAGGAUAUGCCUUCCACAACCGCACAGAAGCCGCAAAUCGGUGUGAUCAGAAAAAUUGAUUACAUAGUACCUAUUGCUAUCACUAUUAUGGCAGUUCCUUUAUUAGGCGUUGGUGCAUUUGUAUUGUACAGACAGGGGAGGGACUGUUGGGAUAAACGUCAUUAUAGAAGAAUGGAUUUCCUUAUUGAUGGAAUGUACAACGAUUAGGAGCAAAUCCAACAUUUUUUGAAAAUAUCAAUUUAAUUGACGAACAAUAUCAAACAUAAUGAAGAAGGAAACUUGUCUUGCUUGUUCUAUUAAUUUGGGGUUUCGCUAUUACCUUUAUUUUUCCAAAAUUUCGAAACUAAUAUGAGCUUCAAUUCUAUGAACAUUCAUGCGCUACGCGAAUAACUAUUCACCUUUAAACAAGUGACAAAUUUUCCAUCGGGGUAAAAUUGAAAUUACAACUGGAUAUUUUUUCGCACGAUAGACACCAUAUGUUAAGUUUUGGGAGAGUAUUUUAAAAAUCA